AUGCAAAAUGAAUCAACAACGAGUAAACAGAAUGUUAAAGAUAAUUUGGAUUUUAAUUUAAUUAUUCAUAUGAAUUCUUUAAUUUCAUUGCUAAAACAAUUUUUAUGUCCUGGUUGCAAUAAAUAUUGGGACGGAUCAACAACUGUCAAAGAACGAAAUGGAUUAUACAUGCAGCUUGAAUUCAUGUGCUAUAAUUGUGGAUUUCUCACUCGUAUAUAUUCGUCACCGAAAAUGCAAACUGGUAGACGUCAUGAGAUCAAUGUUCGAUCAGGUAUUGGAGGUACUUUAUGUGGAUUAGGCCGUAGUGGAGUAAUGAAAUUACUAGGUGCUUUAAAUUUACCACCACCAAUUCAGGAGCACAAGUAUCGUGAAGUACAAGAAUUUAUUUUAAAUUAUGUAGAAAAAGCUCAAGAACAGUCAAUGAUUGAUGCUGUUCAAGAUGCUAUCUCUGAAGCUGGUGGUGUAGAAGAGUUAACCGUAAGUGGUGAUGGUGCAUGGCUAACUCGAGGGUUCACUAGUCUUCAUGGAAUCGCAGCUAUAUGUUCAACAACAGUGAGUCCAAAAGUUAUAGAUACUAAUUGGUGUUCCAAAAAGUGUUCUAAAUGUCAAGGUGCAGAAAGUCUGCGUCAUGUUAAUUUUGAUUUAUUUAGUACAUUUCAGGAGAAUCAUGAAUGUCAAUUGAAUUUUAUAGGAACAUCCGGUGCAAUGGAAAAAGAGAUGAUUUAUGAAAUGUUUUGUCGAUCCUUACCAAAAUAUGAUAUUAAAUAUAUAUCUUAUAUUGGAGAUGGUGAUGCUAAAGUACAUAAAUAUUUAACAACUAAUCCUCCAUAUCCUGGUGUCACAAUUAAAAAACUCGAAGAUACAAAUCAUUUUGCAAAAAGAAUGUUGACUCGUAUCAAAAAGAUCAAGCAAGAAAAUAAGAAUGAAGUUUUGUCUGAUGGUAAAAAAAUUGCUGGUAAAGGACGUCUGACUGAUGCUGAUGCAAUCACAUUUAAAAUUUAUUUUGCUAAAGCAAUACGUGAAUCUAAAACUGAUUUAGAUAAACUUUAUGAAAAAUCAUGGGCUAUUUUCAAGCAUCAUUACUCCACAGACAAAGAACCGAUGCAUGAUUGGUGUGAUCCUCAAUGGUGUAAGUAUCUUCAAGCAAAAUUAAAUGGUCAACAGUUUAAUCAUAACUCAAAACCAGCUAUUCCAAGAGCAUGCUUGGACUUGAUAAAGCCCGUAUUUCACGAGUUGUGUUCUAAAACUAGUUUAGCACGUGUGAUAGAUGGUGGAUCACAAAAUGCCAAUGAGGCUUUUCACUCAUUAUUGUGGACUAUGGUUCCUAAGCACCGCUUCUGUUCAUCAACUAUUCUCCGUACGGCAUUAGGUUUAUCAACAAUAAUUUAUAACGAUGGCUAUGACUCAUUAGACAAAUUAUUUACAAGCUUCUUUUCAUCCAUAGGAUAUUAUUCUGCUGAAUGUUUCGGUCGACUCCAUACAAUGAGAAAAUCCUUUACUUCAAAAAUUAAAAAAAGACGUAAAAAAAGAACAACAACAACAACAAUAACAACAACUACUGCUGCUACUAAUACCUCUUCAAGCGAAAGUGAUGAUGAAAUGUCAUUUAUUCCAAAUGAUAAAAAUUCUACUGAUCUUACUCAAGAUUUAAUCGCAUUGGAACUAUCGGAAGAGGAUGCAGAUGUGGACUAUGAACCGGGAGGGGAUGAUUAA
This is a messenger RNA of Rotaria sordida, 1713 nucleotides long. The record is from the annotation of a GenBank genome assembly. Lineage: Eukaryota; Metazoa; Rotifera; Eurotatoria; Philodinida; Philodinidae.